CGGCGGCGCUUUCUCAGGACUGUCAUGUUGGCAGGAAGUGGCGCUGGAGCAGGAAGUCGAGUGGCCGGAAUCCCGUGCCGGAGGGGAGCCGGUCUUGGCCGUCGUCUGCGACGUCGCCCUCUUUUCUUUCUGCCCCCGGGGGAUCCUUGCUUUUCCCUUCGCCCCGGGCUAAGUACAGUAGCCUUCCGUCAGCACAAGACCCUCGUCCCCGCUUCCUCCUCCGCCUCCGCCCCCACACGCGACAGAGGCUUCAGGGAUGCUGAAGAAGUUUGAUAAGAAGGAUGAGGAAUCGGGUGGAGGUUCCAAUCCAUUCCAGAACUUGGAGAAAAGUGCAGUGCUGCAGGAAGCACGAGUAUUCAACGAGACACCCAUAAACCCUCGGAAAUGUGCUCAUAUCCUUACCAAGAUUUUGUACCUCAUAAACCAGGGAGAGCACCUUGGUGUGAUGGAAGCCACAGAAUCCUUCUUUGCAAUGACCAAGCUGUUCCAGUCCAAUGACCCAAUUCUCCGCAGAAUGUGUUACCUGACGAUCAAAGAGAUGUCCAGCAUCUCAGAGGAUGUCAUCAUUGUGACUAGCAGUUUAACCAAAGAUAUGACUGGGAAAGAUGACAAUUAUCGAGGCCCUGCGGUGCGAGCCCUAUGCCAGAUUACAGAUACUACCAUGCUGCAAGCCAUUGAACGCUACAUGAAGCAGGCGAUUGUGGAUAAGGUGUCCAGUGUAUCCAGUUCUGCCCUCGUGUCAUCUUUGCAUCUUCUGAAGACCAGCUUUGAUGUAGUGAAGCGCUGGGUGAAUGAGGCUCAGGAAGCAGCGUCAAGUGACAAUAUCAUGGUCCAAUAUCAUGCCCUUGGCUUGCUGUAUCACAUACGCAAGAACGACCGCUUGGCUGUUAACAAGAUGCUGAACAAGUUCAUGCGCCAUGGUUUAAAAUCACCCUUUGCCUAUUGCCUGAUGAUCCGUGUGGCCAGCAAACUCCUGGAAGAAGCUGAUGGCCACGAGAGCCCGCUGUUCGAUUUCAUUGAGAGCUGCUUAAGGAACAAGCAUGAGAUGGUGGUCUACGAAGCGGCAUCUGCCAUUGUGAACUUGCCCGGCUGCUCUGCCAAAGAACUGGCCCCUGCCGUGUCCGUGCUGCAGCUGUUCUGCAGUUCCCCCAAAGCUGCCCUUCGAUACGCAGCAGUUCGAACUCUCAACAAGGUUGCAAUGAAGCACCCUUCUGCCGUGACCGCUUGUAAUCUUGAUCUGGAGAACUUAGUGACAGACUCCAACCGCAGCAUUGCUACCCUGGCCAUCACAACUCUGUUGAAAACUGGCAGUGAGAGCAGCAUCGACCGGCUCAUGAAACAGAUCUCCACCUUCAUGUCUGAAAUUUCGGAUGAGUUCAAGGUCGUGGUGGUCCAGGCUAUCAGCACCCUCUGUCAGAAGUAUCCCCGCAAGCAUACAGUCCUCAUGAAUUUCCUUUUCACCAUGCUUCGGGAGGAGGGGGGCUUUGAGUACAAGCGGGCCAUCGUUGAAUGUAUCAUCAGCAUCAUUGAGGAGAACUCAGAGAGCAAGGAAGCCGGCCUCUCCCAUCUAUGCGAGUUCAUUGAGGACUGCGAAUUCACGGUCUUGGCUACCCGUAUUCUCCAUUUGCUGGGCCAGGAAGGCCCCAAGACCAACAACCCUUCCAAAUACAUCCGUUUCAUUUACAACAGAGUUGUCUUGGAACAUGAAGAAGUCCGGGCAGGUGCGGUGAGUGCUCUGGCUAAAUUUGGAGCUCAGAAUGAAGAGAUGCUGCCCAGCAUCCUAGUUUUGCUGAAGAGGUGUGUGAUGGAUGAUGACAAUGAAGUGAGAGACAGGGCCACCUUCUACCUGAGCGUCUUGGAGCAGAAGCAAAAGGCCCUCAAUGCUGGCUACAUUUUGAAUGGAUUGACAGUCUCCAUCCCUGGCCUGGAGAGGGCACUGCAUCAAUAUACCUUGGAGCCCUCUGAGAAACCUUUUGACCUCAAGUCUGUUCCCUUGGCAACUGCCCCCCUCAUGGAACAAAGGACAGCAGAAAAUGCUCCUAUCUCUGCAGUUAAGCAGCCAGAGAAAGUGGCAGCAACUCGGCAAGAAAUAUUCCAAGAGCAACUGGCCGCUAUCCCUGAAUUCCAGGGACUGGGUCCACUAUUUAAGUCCUCUCCUGAAGCAAUGGCACUUACAGAGUUGGAGACAGAGUAUGUGGUCCAUUGUACCAAACAUACGUUCACCAACCACAUGAUAUUCCAGUUUGACUGCACAAACACCCUGAAUGAUCAGAUCCUGGAAAAUGUCACAGUGCAGAUGGAGCCAACUGAAGGCUAUGAGGUCCUUGGAUGCAUACCAGCCAAAACAUUGCUAUACAACCAACCCGGCACUUGCUACACAUUGAUUGCAUUCCCUGAAGAGGACCCAACAGCAGUGGCCUGUACAUUCAGCUGUAUGAUGAAGUUCACUGUCAAGGACUGUGACCCAAACACUGGUGAAGCUGAGGAAGAGGGCUACGAGGAUGAAUAUGUGCUAGAAGACAUUGAGGUAACCAUAGCAGACCACAUUCAAAAGGUUCUGAAACCAAAUUUUGGAGCUGCCUGGGAAGAAGUUGGUGAUGAGUUUGAAAAAGAAGAAACUUUCACGUUGUCCACUGUUAAGACACUGGAAGAGGCAGUAGGCAACAUUGUGAAGUUCCUAGGGAUGCAGCCCUGUGAGCGGUCAGAUAAAGUGCCUGAAAACAAGAACUCUCAUACCUUAUAUCUGGCAGGUGUCUUCCGGGGUGGUCAUGAUCUCUUGGUUCGUUCUCGCCUUGUCCUGACAGACACUGUGACAAUGCAAGUGACAGCACGGAGUGGAGAAGAACUUCCUGUAGAUGUCGUCAUGGCUUCUGUUGGCUAAACACAUUUGAAGACUUGGUAUUUGAAACGUCAGAGUGGAAGGAGGCUGUUGGGAACUUCUUUCCAUACUUCUGGACAUUGAGAGAAGCAUUAGACCACUGGCACCAGCUCUUUUUCUAAUUAGGAAACGAAAUAGUUGGGUAGGUUUUAAAACCAUGAGGGUGUUUGUAUGGCAUGAAGAGAGGAUUUAUGAAAUACUGAAUAGCCAGCUUUUUCAAGAUCUCCAGACUGCUUUAAAACAGCAGUUGUCCCUUUUCAUAUGACACUGCAGGGCUCCAUUCCUCAAGGAUAAUAAUUUGUUUAUACUGUGUCACAUCCUUUCUGUGACUGGUGAGAGCCUUUACAAUUACAGCAAUUUCUAUAUGUGUUUAUGAUUGUUUUUUAAAAACGGAUUACAGAAAUAAAAGCAUUUCCUAGUCUCAGUAAUGAAAAAAACCCUGUCAACUGGAAACUAAUCUUCGCUAGGUGGAUUUCUCAAGAAUCCAAAAAGAAGCAAGUGGUGGUAUCUCUUCAUCACACUAGGCUGAAAAGACAGCCACAAAGUGCAGAUCUCAUCAACCUAUAUAAUUUUUCCUAUCAGCUUUGGCUGACGCUUUCCUUUCAAGUAUUCAGUGCCAGUUUAUCUUGAGUUACAAAGCAAAGUUACAUACAAAAUGGGUAGGAAACCUCAUAGCAUUUUGCCAUUAAAGAGCUGCUUCUGGAGGUGCUGACCCAACAGCAAGAAAAAGAAAAAAAGAAAAAAAA
This is a messenger RNA of Pogona vitticeps (central bearded dragon), 3624 nucleotides long. RefSeq names its product coat protein complex I subunit gamma 1 (gene COPG1). Gene Ontology annotation, biological process: organelle transport along microtubule; protein secretion; endoplasmic reticulum to Golgi vesicle-mediated transport. Gene Ontology annotation, cellular component: COPI vesicle coat; endoplasmic reticulum; endoplasmic reticulum-Golgi intermediate compartment. NCBI's taxonomy places the organism in Eukaryota, Metazoa, Chordata, Lepidosauria, Squamata, Agamidae. The record is from RefSeq and is a predicted model, not a curated record. Gene Ontology annotation, molecular function: structural molecule activity.